UAGUCAGUCUGUUCUGUGUAAAUUUUAUCUGUCACUUGCUGUGCCGUAUAAUAUAACCUCAAAAAAAUCUUACUUAACCUAAACAAAACUUAACAAAUUAAGUUUUAUUGCACGGAUAAAUUCCAUACAAAACCCUUAUAAAGAAACAUUAUUAAGAAAGUCUUCCACCGAUUGGAAUCGUCUAAAAUAUGUAUGUAAGAUUUCCAACAUAAAUAAAAAAUAAUGUUGUUUUGUCCCACUUGUGCUAAUAUGCUCAUGGUAGAAGAAGGGCCGGAGUGUGGUAUGCGCUACGCAUGCAACACGUGCCCUUACAUUUAUAAUAUUACUAAAAAGGUGUCAGCUCGCACAUAUCCAAAAUUGAAGGAACUGGACUAUAUUAUGGGAAGCGCGGCUGCAUGGGAGAAUGUAGAUUCAACUGAUGCAGUAUGUCCAAAGUGCAGCCACGGCCGGGCCUACUUCAUGCAGCUACAAACACGUUCAGCCGAUGAACCGAUGACCACAUUCUACCGCUGCUGCAACCACUCCUGUGCUCACAACUGGAGGGACUAGUCUGCAAAUACUGAA
Plutella xylostella (diamondback moth) is the source of this 564-nucleotide messenger RNA. Its product is annotated as RNA polymerase III subunit K. Gene Ontology annotation, biological process: termination of RNA polymerase III transcription; DNA-templated transcription. Gene Ontology annotation, cellular component: RNA polymerase III complex. The record is from RefSeq and is a predicted model, not a curated record. Gene Ontology annotation, molecular function: zinc ion binding; nucleic acid binding. Lineage: Eukaryota; Metazoa; Arthropoda; Insecta; Lepidoptera; Plutellidae.